AUGCCGAAGAUCAUAGAGACGGUGGGUCUUGCCAACACCAUCAGUGGCUACUAUGCACCCGCAGCAGUUUCACCCACUAGCAAGCUAAUCCAUGUUGCUGGUCAGCCAGGGGGCACAAAGAGCGGUGUUGUACCGGACGACUACGAGUCGCAGAUUCACCUGGCUCUGUUGAAUCUACGAAAGAUAAUUAUCGCUGCUGGAUCUUCCACUGAGCAUAUUCUCAAGCUCAACCUUUUCAUUGUCGGCCACGACCGCUUCCUCAACGGAUACUGGCCAGCGAUUACCCUGGUUCCAGUUACCGAACUUGCUGUCCCAUUAUGGCUAUUCGAGAUCGAUGCCGUUGUCGCCUUAACAGAGCCUUCUCUUCCUCCUUCUCUCCCCUCAGUGAACGAAACCAGAGACGUCAUAGUCAUCGGUGCUGGCCUUGCUGGUCUUUCAGCCGCUCAUGAUGUUCUACGUGUGGUUCUAUCUUGUAUUGUCCUCGAAGCGCGGGAUCGUGUUGGUGGCAAGACAUGGAGCACACCGCUGAGAUUCCCCCCUCCAUUCUACCGUAGCAGUUACCGGACAUAG
Aspergillus ruber CBS 135680 is the source of this 570-nucleotide messenger RNA. Its product is annotated as YjgF-like protein. NCBI's taxonomy places the organism in Eukaryota, Fungi, Ascomycota, Eurotiomycetes, Eurotiales, Aspergillaceae. The record is from RefSeq and is a predicted model, not a curated record. The transcript has 2 exons. Bases 1 to 570 code for a protein of 189 amino acids.